UAGAUCAGUGAAAUGCCUGAAAAAAGUGCCUGGGACAAGAACUGUCUUCUGUCUGGCCUUUGUGGGAGCUCAAAUCAACUUUCUGCCAUGAAGGAGUUAAUAUAAAGAAUUUAGAUAAUGGGCUGUGUGCAAUGUAAGGAUAAAGAAGCAACAAAACUGACGGAGGAGAGGGACGGCAGCCUGACCCAGAGCUCCGGGUACCGCUAUGGCACAGACCCCACCCCGCAGCACUACCCCAGCUUCGGCGUGACCUCCAUCCCCAACUACAACAACUUCCACGCAGCGGGGGGCCAAGGACUCACCGUCUUUGGGGGUGUGAACUCUUCAUCUCAUACCGGGACCUUGCGUACCAGGGGAGGAACGGGAGUAACCCUGUUUGUAGCCCUUUAUGAUUAUGAAGCACGGACAGAAGAUGACCUGAGUUUUCACAAAGGAGAGAAAUUCCAAAUAUUGAACAGCUCGUUAAGGCAGUGUGCCUGCCCAAAAACUUCUGGCUUCAAAGAAAAUGGUGGUGGGGGCUCCCGGCUGGCGCAGUCAGUAGAGCAUACGUCUCUUAAUCCUGAGGCU
Molecule: messenger RNA, 567 nt
Organism: Leptonychotes weddellii (Weddell seal)
Lineage: Eukaryota; Metazoa; Chordata; Mammalia; Carnivora; Phocidae
Source: RefSeq, a predicted model, not a curated record